CUCCGCCGCAGUUGAGACUCAGAAAAGGGCGCUCUGCUCGUGGUCUGUUGAUGAGGUGGACCAAACUUCGGCAUUGAGGAGCUCGUGCAGAGGAGAGAACCUCAGCUAGGCGCCUGCAUCUUCCACCGUUGGUCCUACACAGGGUGCAUCGUUCUGUGUUUGCAGCGUUGCCUUGACAAAGGCUCUGAAGAGUGCAAAAGCGCAGGCCCAUGGCGCAUGCCAGCUGCACGCUUGCUGCGGCUGGUCCAUCAAAUGCUUGUUUGCAGGUCUGCGAGAGGUCGCGGUCUCAGUCGAGCUGCUUCCUGGCGAGCUCUUUUCUGCCAUGUCUUCCAGCCCGUUUUCCUUGCACAGCUGCCUUGCGGCCGUGCGGUGUGCCAGUUGGCCGUAGGCACAACGUAGUGUGCGCCGUUGCAACAGAAGCCCCGCCUAGUUCUCAGCGGCAGGCGUCCCCUGCGGGUCCCAGUGGGGAGCCUGGGCAGGCCAGCGAGUUGCAGCAUGACAACAACGGGCAGGCAAAGAAGAAAAACUUGAAGGUUCUGGUAGCGGGCGGGGGCAUCGGCGGGCUUGUGUUUGCACUGGCAGCCAGAAAUAGAGGCUUCGACGUUACUGUGUUUGAGCGGGACUUGAGUGCGGUUCGGGGAGAGGGAAAAUAUAGAGGGCCCAUCCAGAUCCAGAGCAACGCCCUGGCUGCGUUGGAGGCGGUGGACCCGGCGAUGGCGCAGGAAGUGAUGGCCAAUGGCUGCAUCACCGGGGACCGCAUCAAUGGGCUUGUGGACGGAGUCACCGGACAGUGGUAUGUCAAGUUUGACACCUACAGCCCGGCUGUGGAGAGAGGCCUCCCAAUCACCCGGGUCAUCAGCCGUAUGAAGCUGCAGCAGAUUCUGGCCAAGCAUCUGGGCGAUAGCUACGUCCAGAAUGGUACCACGGUCGUGGACUUUGAGGACACAGGCAGCCAGGUGUCGGCGCUGCUGGCGGACGGUGCACGCGUGGAGGGGGACAUCCUGAUUGGCGCGGACGGCAUCUAUUCCAAGGUGCGGCGGCAGCUGUUUGGCCCGUCGGAGCCGGUCUACUCGGACUACACCUGCUACACCGGGAUCGCAGACUUUGUGCCUGCAGACAUCGACACCGUCGGGUACCGUGUGUUUUUGGGCAACCGGCAGUACUUUGUGAGCAGCGACGUGGGCGGCGGCCGCAUGCAGUGGUAUGCCUUCCACUGCGAGGCGGCAGGGGGAACUGACCCCGAAGGAAAGCGCAAGGAGCGGUUGCUGUCGCUGUUUGGGAACUGGUGCGACAACGUGGUGGACCUGCUGCUGGCCACACCCGAGGAGGACAUUCUGCGGCGCGACAUCUACGACCGCAAGCCCAUCAUGACCUGGGCCAAGGGCCGCGUCGCACUGCUCGGGGACAGCGCGCACGCAAUGCAGCCCAACCUGGGGCAGGGCGGCUGCAUGGCCAUCGAGGAUGCGUACCAGCUUGCGUUGGAUCUGGACAAGGCGCUUGAGCAGGCGGGCGGGGACAAGAGCAAAGUGCAGCUCGACCAGGUCCUGCACCAGUAUGAGGGCGAGCGGCGCAUGCGCGUGGGCGCUAUCCACGGGUUUGCGCGCAUGGCGGCCAUCAUGGCGAGCACGUACAAGGGGUACCUGGGCGAGGGGCUGGGCCCGCUGGAGGCCCCGCUGAUGAGCCUCAAGAUCCCGCACCCGGGCAAGGUCGGCGGCUACUUCGCCAUGACGCCCACCAUGCCCGCCAUGCUCGCCUGGGUCCUGGGCGGCAACUACAAGAACCUCGAGAACCGCGCGCCCUACUGCUCCCUGGAGUCAAAGGCCCGCUCCGACUUCUCGGUACUGCUUAAGGACGAUGACGCGCUCUCGCGCGCCUCCGUUGCGGAGUGGCUCAUCGUGCCGGCUCUCAGCGACCUCAAUGCGGCAGACCCCUCGCGUAUCAGCACGUGCGACGACGGCAUCCUGGUGGCCACCGUGGACGGCCUGGGCAGCAGCCUGCACGCCGAAGCUGGGGGCGCACUCGCGGCUGACAGGGAGGUGACGUCAGCCAGCAUUGCAUCGUUCGAUCUGGACAAUGGGGCGUGCUACGUGACCCCGCUCAGCAGCGACGUGCGGGUGGUGGUGAAUGGGGACGUGGUCGCCGUCAAGGGCCGGCGGCGGCUGCACAUAGGGGACGAGUUCCGGGUGGGCGAGCAGGUGUUCAAGGUGAAGCAGCGGAAGCCCAUCGGGGAGCGCUCUGCCCGGCCUGAAGAGUUGGUCGUGGGUUGAGUGAGAUCACGACACUUGUACAGAUACAGCGCAUGACAUUACAUGCGCUACGAUACAGUAGAUUGCAAGAAACGAGUCUGCGUUUUCAAAUAGGUUCGCUUGAUUCCUGCUGCCUUGGUCGUCACAGCGGCGAUGCUCGGUGCCACAACCAUUUGCCGCGUGUUGCUAUUGCAUUGAAGUCGGUCAAGAACCGCGAAACAUUCUUUUGAACAUUCGAUACUAGGUAUUUGUUCCGCAGCACAAAGAGCACGCUUCCAACCAGACUGGAUUGGAGUAAAUGAGAUUUUCGCACGUUGAAACACAAUUUGGAUUGUUUCCUUAUGCUCAUGCGGUCAAGUGUAUUGCACAGUCAGACUCCCUGCGUCAUAUGCACUGAUUUGAGUAAAGUCGAGCUAGUGACCCUAUCCUUAACCCAAGCAGAUUGUCGCAACUCAGAGAGCCUCUUAUAGAACUUUAGUUGACACGUCUGUCCACUCAAGGUAAAACUCCCCUUUAACUCAGGUCGAGUUAGUAGUUUGGUAAGUUUCGCUUAUUGACAUGCCAAGGUUUGGUUGUCUGUCAGGAUUUUCAGCAAAAAAGUGUAACAGCAGGCUGCCUCCCUGAUAGUGCCAAGCCUGGAGUCC
Messenger RNA from Klebsormidium nitens, 2890 nucleotides. The record is from the annotation of a GenBank genome assembly. NCBI's taxonomy places the organism in Eukaryota, Viridiplantae, Streptophyta, Klebsormidiophyceae, Klebsormidiales, Klebsormidiaceae.